Molecule: messenger RNA, 4090 nt
Organism: Lepisosteus oculatus (spotted gar)
Lineage: Eukaryota; Metazoa; Chordata; Actinopteri; Semionotiformes; Lepisosteidae
Source: RefSeq, a predicted model, not a curated record
AGGUAUCACGUGUCUUCACUCUCUCACUGUUUCCCUAGCGUUAGCAAUAGUCUGCUCCAGAGUGGAGCUUGUAUUGCAGCAUCGUCUAGUUUGUCCUAGCUUCAUCCACACCCUACAGUAGCUUUUAUUACAGCCAACAUCUGGGCAGAGGAUGCAGGAACGAUUUCAGUAAUCAUGCUCCAACAACGUCGCUCCGAUUUGAAACGCUUCUUUGUCCAACAGAGAUAAGAUUUGAGUAGUCGUGGGUCUUUUGCCUGCCUGAUUGGGUGAAAUCUGUGAAAACGUUUUGGAUUCAUUCUGUACGAAUGUUAAACGCUGUUACUUGUCUCCUGGGGAUUUUUUUUUCAAGAUGAGGUUUGUUGCUAUAGAAAUAUCAAGGCUUUGCAGUGAGAGCAAAUUAGUAAUACACACAAUAGGUAAGCACACGAUAGCUUGUCUAACGUUUAGAUAGGUACUGUAUUAUACAGUAUGUAUCAAAAUAUGUGAUUUAUUUAAACCUCGUUUUCUAGUGCAUACACGACGGAUAAAAAUAUCUCGCCAUUCCGUACAGUACAGGCAGGUUUGAGUGAGCGGUGUAUUUUGGAAAAAAAACUAUUAAGUCUGCAGGAUCCUCAUGUUUCAGUGACUAUCUGAAAUCUAGCAAUGUUUUCAAUUCAACCAGACUGAGGAGCGCCUCCCUUCUUAGCGAGACCCGAUCCUUAAAUGACCUAUAGCUAAAGGCAAUGUGAUCUAUUGCCCAGAUCAUGGCAUGUGGCUCAUUCCAAAUUUUAACAAGCGUGGCGCUGAGGAUCACUAGAGAAAAUGGGGAUCAAGUCCAGGAAUGUUGGUAAUGCUUCGGUGGAACAGAGAGACAAAAAGGCCGGCUUGCCCGGAGACUUGGAUCAAGGCACUUUGGGCUUGGGGGCUGGGGCUGAUAAAGAUGGAGCUCUUUUGCUGGUGGGUCCAAGCCGAGACGAUUUCAAAAGGGGAUCACAGGGAAUUGGACUUCUAGCCAAAACUCCCCUGGGGUACACGAGACCGGUAAAGCGGAAUAACAUCAGGUACCGAAGAACUCAGAACUUGAUAUACGACGCACUCGAAAGACCCAGAGGAUGGGCUCUGCUCUACCACGCGUUUGUGUUUCUGAUCGUGCUGGGGUGCUUAAUCUUGGCCAUAUUGACAACUUUCAAAGAACAUGAAAAAGUAUCUGCACAUUGGCUCGUUAUAUUGGAAACCUUCACCAUAUUCAUAUUUGGAGCAGAGUUUGCAUUACGAAUCUGGGCUGCGGGUUGCUGCUGUCGAUACAAAGGAUGGAGGGGGCGUCUCAAGUUUGCCCGGAAGCCUUUGUGUAUUUUGGAUAUCUUUGUGCUGAUCGCCUCUGUGCCAGUGGUGGCAGUUCGGAAUCAGGGGAAUGUCUUGGCCACGUCGCUGAGGAGCUUGCGUUUCCUGCAGAUUCUCCGAAUGCUGCGAAUGGACAGGCGAGGGGGAACAUGGAAGCUUUUAGGUUCAGCCAUUUAUGCGCACAGCAAGGAGCUCAUCACUGCCUGGUACAUAGGAUUCCUUUCCCUCAUCCUUGCAUCAUUCCUGGUAUACCUGGUGGAAAAAGAUGACAUCACUGUGGAGGUGACAGAUGGACCCACCACUCAGCCUCCGUCCCAGGACUUCGAUACAUAUGCGGACGCCUUGUGGUGGGGUUUGAUAACAUUAACUACUAUAGGGUAUGGGGACAAAACACCUAAGACAUGGGCUGGCCGACUGCUGGCUGGAACAUUUGCACUCAUUGGAGUCUCAUUCUUCGCAUUGCCAGCGGGAAUUCUGGGCUCAGGGUUGGCUUUGAAAGUCCAGGAGCAACACAGACAGAAGCACUUUGAGAAGCGAAGACACCCUGCCGCCGGCCUGAUACAGUCAGCAUGGCGAUACUAUGCCACCAACCCAGUCAGGAGUGAUCUGAUUGCCACAUGGAGAUUUUAUGAAUCCAUCAUAUCCCUGCCUUGUUUCAGAAAGGACCAGAUGGAAGGAGUGGCCAGCAGCCAAAAGUUAAGCCUUUUGGAGCGUGUCCGUCAGUCUAAUCCAAGAGCUUCAGCCAUUAAGGGCAAGUUGUUUAUGCCAAUGAGCACAGACACCAUUGAAGAGAGCCCAUCCAAGGAACCUAAGCCAGGGGGCUUCAGUAAUAGAGAGAGAUUCCGCACUGCCUUCCGCAUGAAAGCAUACGCCUUUCGACAGAGCUCAGAAGAUGCUGCAGCUUUGCCUGAUCCUGCAUGUGAGGACAGGGGCUUUCCAAGUGACCUAAUACUGGAAGAGAUGAUACCUACUCUAAAGACCGUUAUCAGGGCUGUGAGAAUUUUGAAAUUUCUUCUGAACAAAAAGCGAUUCAAGGAGACUCUGAGGCCUUAUGAUGUGAAGGAUGUGAUAGAGCAGUACUCAGCUGGGCACCUUGACAUGCUGUCUAGAAUCAAAUACCUCCAGACAAGAAUAGAUAUGAUCCUGGCCCCUGGACCCCCUUCAACCCCAAAACAUAAGAAGGCCCAGAAAGGACCCUUUUCCUACCCUUCCCAGCAAUCUCCUAGACACGAUCCCUACAUAGCCAAAGCAUCAGGACCAGAGGCAGAAGACCAAAGCAUGAUGGGAAGAUUUGUGAAAGUUGAAAAACAGGUGGAGCACAUGGAGAAGAAGCUUGACUUCCUGGUUGACAUGCACAUCCAGCGCAUGGACCACAUGCAAGUAGACCCCGUAACAAACGAAGUGGCAGUAGAUUCUUGCAUUCCCCAGAGCCACACUGCAGAAAAAGAGGACAGCCGCUACACAGAGAUCAGGAGGGUGUUCUUCAACUAUGCGGAAACCUGUCCUCACAUGUCCUUUCAGAUCCCAGUGAGCAAGGUGAUGCCUUAUGGCUUCUUUCAGAAGGAGCCAAGUGACACUGGGUUCCCCGCAGAUAGGCCUGGAUGCAUUAUGCUACCUCCAUCAACUGUCCCUUCCUACAUGGAGAGACCCAGUGUUUUACCUAUUAGCACACUGAUGGACACCAGGAGGGACUCUGAUGGUGAGUUCCAAAGCCCAUUCAUGGAUUAUUUGUCACCAAGGCAGGGGCGGACUGUGGUGAGGGACACGGACACUCCUCUGUCACUGCUGUCCGUCAACCAUGAAGAACUGGAAAGGUCUCCCAGUGGCUUUAGUAUCUCUCAAGACAGAGAUGAUUUGACUUUUGGGCCUUGUGGAGGAGGUUCAAGUUGGAUGAAGGAGAAGCGGUACCUAGCAGAGGGUGAAACAGACACUGACACUGAUCCUUUCACACCUAGUGGGCCUCUUCCUUUGUCAUCCACGGGUGAAGGGUUUCCUGAUUCAGUAUGGACCACUCCCAGUAACCCCAAUUAGCAGGGCGUCAGUGAGGGAGGGCUGCACAUGGGUCAAAUGGUGUAAGACAAAAGAACUGACCACGAUAUGUAAAGUAUACACAAUUUGUACAGUUCACCUCAUUGAGAAGUUAAAAUCAAUCACCCAAAGCUUUAUCGCUGCAAAGCAAACGGCACUGCAUGUAAUGCAUGCAAAUUUAGUGGUAGACACUACAAAGUUCAGGUAAUGAAUAAAAAGAACAAAAUGUAACAUUAAUAAUGAAAGCUAUACCAUUUCAUAACAUUUUUUAAAUAAAGGUUUCUUUUUUGUUAUUUUUUGUGCAUGGUUUGCAUGGAGCUGCACCUUUUAGAGAAAGGGUUAAACCAAAUUUCUUCAGCUUUAUAAUACAGUACAUGUGGCUUAGAUGCUUACUUUUCGGUCAGAGACAACGUGUAAAGUGUAUUUUAGUUUUGGUGCCUUUUUCUGUUCAGUGCACCAUGGAUCAGCCUAUAUACUUCCUAACCUUGCUUACAUGACUUUGGUUAAACUUUGUUAAGAUGCAGUAUGCACUUGUUAAAAUAGCAACUUCCAGUACUUUAAGAACAGUCAAAGAAUUUUCACAAUUUUUAAAUAAUAUUUCAAAAAACAAAAAAAGGGGGAGAAGUGAACAUUUCUGCAACUUUGUGGUGUUUGUUAUUUCAAAAAUGGUGUUCUGUGCAUUCCCAAGUGCAUCCAAAACAGUAAGUAUCACCUUCCAUGAAAACUGUUUCGUUACAAAAAA